Messenger RNA from Cuscuta epithymum, 5415 nucleotides. Lineage: Eukaryota; Viridiplantae; Streptophyta; Magnoliopsida; Solanales; Convolvulaceae. The record is from the annotation of a GenBank genome assembly.
ACCCUUCUUCCAAAACAACUUCUGCAACCAUGGAAAGAAUAGCAAGUGAGUGGCUUGCGCCCUGGAAGAAGUACAGGGUCAUCAGCGGGCACUUGGGUUCGUUGCGGUGCGUUGUAGUGGACCCCAGCAAUACAUGGUUCUGCACAGGCUCAGCAGAUCGAACAAUCAAGAUUUGGGAUUUAGCAACCGGGACUCUGAAACUCACCCUUACCGGUCAUCUUGAACAAAUAAGAGGCCUAGCGGUCAGCAGCAAACAGACCUACAUGUUCUCUUCUGGUGAUGACAAACAAGUCAAGUGCUGGGAUCUAGAACAGAACAAGGUGAUUCGGUCUUAUCAUGGUCAUUUAAGCGGUGUCUAUUGCUUGGCUCUACACCCCACCCUUGAUGUCCUGCUUACUGGGGGUCGUGAUUCUGUGUGCAGGGUUUGGGAUAUCAGGAAAAAGACUCAAGUUCAUGCUUUGUCAGGGCAUGAGAACACAGUUUGCUCCGUUCUUGCUCGGCCAUUGGACCCUCAAGUCAUUACUGGCUCACAUGAUUCAGCUGUGAAAUUCUGGGACCUCAGGAAUGGCAAGGCCAUGUCAACACUCACACACCACAAGAAAUCUGUCCGAGCAAUGGCAUUGCACCCAAAGGAGGAUGCUUUUGUGUCUGCCUCUGCUGACAACAUCAAAAAGUUCAACCUUCCACAAGGAAAGUUUCUGCACAACAUGCUUUCCCAGCAGAAAGCAAUUAUCAACGCCAUGGCUGUCAACGAGGAAGGUGUAAUGGCUACAGGAGGCGAUAAUGGGAGCUUGUGGUUCUGGGAUUGGAGAAGUGGCCACAAUUUCCAGCAAUCACAGACAGUUGUUCAACCCGGGUCAUUGGAAAGCGAGGCUGGCAUCUAUGCAAUGGCAUAUGAUGUCACUGGUUCAAGGCUGAUUACUUGCGAGGCUGAUAAGACCAUAAAGAUGUGGAAAGAGGGCGUAAACGCCUCCCCUGUGCCAUGGGAGUUGUCAGUGUCUUGUCUGGUCAGCUAAAAGAGGGUGUUUCAAUAUGAGCUCGAGCGGAUUCAGAAGGCAUUUAUGAGGAAACCGUGACUGACUCAACAGGAAAUUAUCGCUUAAGGGUGCUUUUGCCUGAUACUACUUAUGAAAUCAGAGUUUCAAGGAAAGUUGAAUUUGGUAACCAUCUUAUGGAGCGCGCAUCUCCAGAAUCUGUGACCGUUAAGGCCGGUUGUGAAGAUUUUAGGCGAUUAGAUUUUGUUGUAUUUGAAGAGCCAGAAAUGACAAUUUUAAGCUGCCAUGUUGAGGGGCAGAGAAUGAAAGAACUUAUUCAAGUGGAAGUGAACUCGGCUACUGACCCAAUGAAAAUUGAAUCUGUCUCCCCAAUCCCUCUUUCAAACUUUUUCUCAGUGAAAGACUUGCCCAAAGGCAAGCACCUUCUGCAACUCCGAUCUACUACGCUAUCAGGAACCCAUAAAUUUGAAUCAGAAAUUAUUGAGGUUGAUUUAGCAAAAAACAGCUGAGUUCAUGUGGGCCCACUUAGAUACAGAGUUGAGGAGGAUUUCCAGAAACAGGCAUGCUUCUUGAAAGUUCUUCUUUGUCUAUAGGAGUAUGUUAUGAGCCCUGAAAAUUAUAAAAAGAUGAUUCCAGGAGUGCAAAAGAUAUUGGAAUACUAGAAUUUAUUAAUGUGUCGCUUGAGGAGCUUGAAUUGAAAUCAAUCUUAUUAAAAGACUUUGACGUAAUUGCAAAUAGCGAAUCAGAUGUUACUUGAAGACGUAACUAAUAAUGUGAAAACAGCUGAUCAGAAGCAUCAAGACCUUCCUAAGUUUUCAUUUGAUGAUAAGACAUCCAUAAAAUCAUACAUGAAGAAAGCGACCACAGGUAGUGCACAUAAACUUUUGGCCUUAACAUAUUUUAAGGGUGUCUCUGCAAAUAUGUAGCGCGAAAGUUCAUCAACAUGUGGAACAGAAAAGGGGAGAAUAUCAAAUGUCGUUGCGAAACUCAUGGGACUGGAUUUGUUUCCCCGAAAUAAAGUUCUAAAGGGCUCAAGACACUCGCCUCCAAGAAGAAUGAUAAGCCACCUCAUCAAAACAGUGAUCAGAAAGCUGUUGAAAACUUGUCACCAGAAAUGACUAAGCACAGGAGGUAUAACAAUAUACAUCACAGAGAUAAGAAAACAGCAGAAAAAGAGGCUAUCACAGUGAAGCGAAAACUGGAUAUUCACAAACCAACGCUAAGUCAUAUCAAGGACAGACUUCCACAAUCUGUAAGGAAUAAUAAUACUCCUUCCGUAUUUUAAAGUUUGCUACACGUUCCAAUUUGGUAAGUUUUUUCCUUUAAAAAUACUCAAUUACCCUUACUUUUCCUACUUUUUAUCUUCUCUUUCAUACUUUUACACCUCUCCUACUUUUUCUACACUAUUCAUUAUCCCUAUUAUUUCACCCUUAAAUGUUGUGCCCAACCUUAUUGUAGAGAUCUUUGAAAUACGGAGGGAGUAGUACAAAUUAAAUAAAAAAGUAUUCCAAAGAGGGAGGAGCGUUUACUGAACCGGGCCAAACAUGCCUCGACAGAGCCUCCUUUUGCUAAACAUACAGCACAAGAGAAGCCUAUCAAAGAGAUAGCCAUUAAGAUGAAAGAAAGUCGGAUUCAAAUCUACAUGAAAGACACAUCCAAAAGCACACUGAAACAACAGUCACCAAUUUUGAAGGUGAAGAAACAGGUGAAAUGCAAUGUGGAUAGCACCUCUUAUGUAAAAGGCAAAUUGAGUGAAGAACAUUCAAUUGAGUUGAAAGAAAAAAAUAUCUCUGAGUUUGACAAAGAAGAAGGUUGUUACGGAUGCAUUCUGGGGCAAACAAUACAGCAGGUGACAGGGCCUAGUACGAGCCCAAAACGUUGCAGAUUCAUACCCAGACAGUGGGCCCAAAGAUACUGGAAAACGAAGUGGCUGAAAGAAAACUAUUAAUUAGUUAUUACUAUUAUUUCUAUUUCAGUUUUAGGCAACUUCCUAAUUAUACUAUUAUUCCUAUUUCAGUUUUAGGCAACUGCCUAAUUAUUCUAGUAUUCCUAUUUCAGUUUUAGACAUCUCCGUAAUUAUUAGGACUCUUAUAUAAGGGUCAUUAUUAUUAUCAAUAAAGUACCUUUUGGAAGAAUUAGUUUUGUGUGUCUUGACUAGGUUCGGACAUCAAUUUAAUUCCUACUUAAGAUUUCAAUUCUUCAGAAAUCAUUGAUUCCUUCCCAGUCAAUUACCUUCCCUCUGAAUUACAGAAACACUCUCGUCCCUGGAUGAGAUCAUUAACGCAGGUUCUUAACAAAGGUGGACAAGAAAUAGUGCAUUGUAAAUCAAAAGUUUUGACAUUACAUGUUCAGUUUUCAUAAAUUUUCAAUUUCUUUCAUAAAUUAUAUACUCCGUAACAUUUAGCAUUGUGCUAAUCAAUAUGAGAUUGGGGUUUUACUUUUUGACUUUUUCUGGUAUCAGAAAGAUGCAAUGGAAUUACACAAGAGUAGUCACCAGGAUGCAGGACAAAAUCUAGACAUCAGCUAUCAAAAAAAUUGCAAAAUCACCAGAAGAAAACCCGCCAACUGAAUCAGAAACGUGCAAGCCAAAUCCCAAACAACAGAAAGAGCCAUUGACGGAGCCAGAAAAGAAUCUCAAGAUAUCAUUUAUCAUAAGCCACUUAUUCCUUAGCACUGCAGAAGCGCUCCUCAAUCUGAACUUACCAGUGAGUGUGUUUUAUGCAAAUGAUCAUAUCAAUGAAGGGACAGAUCGUAUGCUUACAGUAGACUGUGCCUAUGAGGUAGUGAAAAGAAAGCGAGGAGACAAGAACUCUCUGCCUUUCCCCACGCCAGAAUACCCAUUAUCAGUUACGUAAUGAUUAGAUCUUUAGAUGAUCUGAUCAGGCAACUGUGCAAGGACUUUGAGAAGCUACCAGCUUUGACCGGAGUGGCUGUGAAGAUUGUGUCAACGCAGUACUUCGAUAACAUGCUUCGAAAGACAUGCAAAACACAGAGCCUGACAUAAAUUGUAUAUGGGAUUUUGGAUGGGACGAUGGGACCAUGUUUGCCUUCCUAGAAAAGGGUGAGGUGACAAAGGAUGUUGAGAAGCAUUUGCUGAAGGGACUCAUUGAAGAGGUCACUGCCGAUCUUUAUCUUUAUCUUUAUAUACUUAAAGAUACUACAUAGGAGAGAGAAGGUUUCUCCCGCUCAAAUGCUCAUGUCUAAUUACAUAAUUUUACUCACUAAAAUAAAAUUAAUCGCGCUUGCUCCCAUUUCUUCACUAGCCUACCCCCAAUUUCUCUCCUCUUCUUUAUACGGACGCUUGCUCCAAUUCAACUGCCACUGAGAUGAUUCUUCUGCUUCCGUGGGAGAUUGAGUUCUUCUUCUGGAGUCCACUGGGCCUUGGCCGCAACUUAGAUUUCUUCCAAGUCUCCUAUUUCUGUCCAUUUUAUUUAUUUCCUUCUACCUCUCAAAUGGAUUCAAAACUAUCGUAUUCUUCUGCUUCAAGCUCAAACCAGUUUGCCCGCACCGGCCAACCUCAACGGCGGCAGAAGACGAUUUUUCGUAACUUCAGGCUAUAACAUUUGUGUCACUCUCGCUGCUGAGCAUUCUCCUUCUCUAAUUUCGCUCGAUCUCUAUAAGACUAUCAGGCCGGAUGGUGUUCUUCUCUUCUUCUUCAGCCGCACACCAACAUUGUUGAAAGAACAGCUUAGCCGCUCCUUUGUGCAUAUACACACACACUUUUGCGUUGGGAAAACAUCUCAGUCUCUUCUUCUUAAAGGUGUGCAUUGUAAUGGAACAGAUACUUCAUCUGCUCCAUGACUCUGAGCUACCAUAGGAGGAUGUUAAUUUCUUAAAUUAUGAUGGAAAGACAAUGAAUAGCCUGCUUGAGGAGACUUUGCAGGGAGUAUUUUCCAGAAACUUUAGUGAGUGGCUCGACAGACGGUGAAUAAUAUUGUGACUAUUUUCCAGCAACUUUAGUGAGUGGCUCGACAGACGAUGAAUAAUAUUGUGACGGCUAUGGUUCUCAGGGAGCUUUGUUGAAGUUGUAAUUUUGGGAUUCUCUUUUACUUGUGUGGCUGUGACUGAUCUCUUAGGAAUAUUCAAUUGGGAGCAAUUCUGAGGAAAAGUCUAUGGUCCAUUAAAGAAUCAGCUGCAAACUUGAGAGCAGAUAUUUGGGUAGGUUUAGAGAACGGUUUUAGGCUCUACAGGGUUGCUAAUUUCUAAUUUAUCGUUUUUGUGCUAUUUAACAUUCCUCCUAUCAUGUCAGUUUUAACAAUAUCAAGUUUUAGAGGUUGAAGAUCAACCUAUGGCUCCAUAUUCCUAUUACCAUGUGUCCAUGUCUGAUAAAACCAUCUAGAGUGCCUUUUGUAUUUGAUGGUCUGAUUGGAUCGUUGUCUCCUUGACUCCUUUUAUGUUGAGUUUCAUACUACUUCCAUCC